UCUCUCCCGGCCAUUUUGGCGGCUGCUUUUGGUUGGGGCCGUCCCUCAUCUAAGGCAGGAAGAUGGUGGCUGCAAAGAAGACGAAAAAGUCGCUGGAGUCGAUCAACUCCAGGCUCCAGCUUGUUAUGAAAAGUGGAAAGUACGUGCUGGGGUACAAGCAGACUCUGAAAAUGAUCAGACAUGGCAAAGCAAAACUGGUCAUCCUCGCCAACAACUGCCCAGCCUUGAGGAAAUCUGAAAUAGAAUACUACGCCAUGUUGGCCAAAACUGGUGUCCAUCACUACAGUGGCAAUAAUACUGAAUUGGGCACAGCAUGUGGGAAAUACUACAGAAUACGCACACUGGCUGUCAUUGAUCCAGGUGAUUCUGACAUCAUUCGAAGCAUGCCAGAACAGACUGGUGAAAGAAAAGAGUUCAUUUGGAAGGAGGUGAUUUGGCAGGAAUUGAGUGGGAAGAAGCUUUAUAAGUGUGACAAGAGUUUGGAAAAGUGCCAAAGCCUUCUAUUCAGCUUUACCUAA
Neomonachus schauinslandi (Hawaiian monk seal) is the source of this 518-nucleotide messenger RNA. RefSeq names its product 60S ribosomal protein L30-like. NCBI's taxonomy places the organism in Eukaryota, Metazoa, Chordata, Mammalia, Carnivora, Phocidae. Gene Ontology annotation, cellular component: cytosolic large ribosomal subunit. The transcript is spliced from 2 exons. Gene Ontology annotation, molecular function: RNA binding; structural constituent of ribosome. The record is from RefSeq and is a predicted model, not a curated record. The coding region runs from base 63 to 518 and encodes 151 amino acids.